GUUUCGUGCCUCAUUGUCUGACACUGAGAGAGAGUUUGCAAAAAGAAUGGACAUGCUUGAAGUGCGUGGAAAAUCAAAGAAGAAUGUGACAGCAUGUAUAUUAUUAACUCCAGAUGUAAAAUCAGCUAUAAAUGUCCUGGUGGAGACAAGAAGUAGUUCAUUGGUAUCAGUUCCAAGAGACAAUCCCUAUCUUUUCUCCAGAUUAAAUGCUCUUACUCCAUUAUCUGGCAGUCGAGCUAUGCAUGAAUUGGUUCGAGAAUGCCCGGGACUGCAGAGGCCUGAAAGGAUAACAACAACCUUAUUGAGAAAAUACAUUGCUACAGUGUCACAGAUUCUUGACAUGACUCAUGGUGAACUAAAAUUGCUUGCAAAGCAUCUGGGACAUGAUGUGAAGACACACAAGGAAUAUUAUCAGUUGUCUUCCAGUACCAUGGAACUCUCAAAGGUUGCCCUGAUGUUGUAUGCUGUUGAAAAUGGUAAAGUCAAUGAGUGGAAGGGAAGGCAGAUGAAGGACAUAGUAGUAGAAGAUUUACCUCUUCCAAUUGAAGACGAAGAUGGCCAUCAAGAAGAGUCCAUGUCAACUGCUGACAGUGAAGAGCCAGGCAGUCUGACCCAUGAUAGGAGGGAGCCAAGUGAAGAGCCAGCCAGUCUGACCCAUGAUAGGAGGGAGCCAAGUGAAGAGCCAGCCAGUCUGACCCAUGAGUCCAUGUCAACUGCUGCCAGUGAAGGGCCAGCCAGUCUGACCCAUGAUGAAAUGAGGCAGCCAAAUCCUCAAGGGACAGGGACAAGAAAAGGAAUGAAACGAAAGUGGGCCAGCGAAGAGAACAUAUGUUUCAUGAACUUUUUUAGAGAUGAAUUAAGAGAAAAAAUAAUGCCAUCUGGCUCAAAAAUAAUGGGGUCCCUAAAAAUACUUACCGGAAGAACAGUGGCCCAGAUAAGGGCAAGGGUCCAUAACAUUAUUAUGAAAAAACAAAAAUGGAAAAAGAAUUGUUGAACUGUGGAAUAUGUUUAUGCCCCUGGUAGGGUGGCAUAUAGCAGUUGAACUGUCCGUCAGUCAGUCAGUCUGUCCAUCUGGCCGAAAACUUAUAUGGCCAUAACUUUUUCAAUAUUGAACAUAGCAACUUGAUAUUUAUACCCCUAUUACAAUUGGUAAUGGGGGCUAUAUAGGAGUCACGUUUGUCGGUCUGUCCCGAUAUUUCAUCCGAUCUUCACCAAACUUGGUCAGUAGUUGUAUGUAGAUAAUGUCUAGGUCAGUUUGAAUAUGGGUCAUGCCAGGUCAAAAACUAGGUCAUGGGGU
Dreissena polymorpha is the source of this 1297-nucleotide messenger RNA. RefSeq lists its product as uncharacterized. Bases 47 to 994 code for a protein of 315 amino acids. The transcript is spliced from 8 exons. Lineage: Eukaryota; Metazoa; Mollusca; Bivalvia; Myida; Dreissenidae. The record is from RefSeq and is a predicted model, not a curated record.